AACGAUAUCCUGAGGUGUGUCAGAAUAGAGUCAUCCAUAAAUGCAUCAACAGUUGCUUCAUAACUGUUUAAACGUUCAAAAAUUAAACACAUAUUAUUAUUAAAAUGCCUACAAUCCGAAAUAACGUUGAAAAUUAUUUCUUAAUAUUUUCAUUCAUUAUCAUAUUUCAAAGAGGUGAAUCAAUUAAAUGUUACGAUUGUGAUUCUUCGACUGAUCAAAGAUGUCUAUCAGAUGAGGAACAAAUUAAAUUAACAGACUGUUCAUCGUUAGAAAGUAGUCUAUCAAUAAAAGGAAUUUCAGAUGAAUUGGAUAUUUUUCAUAAAAUUUUAGACUCAUCAUUUACAAAAAAUUCAACGAAAAUUGAUAAUAUUAAAGAGGGAAUUCCGCAAAUUCAUCCAGCGUGUUAUAAACUCAUUGCAGAAAUAAACGGAAUAACUAUUGCCAAGAGAGGAUGUACUUUUAAAGAAGGCUUCGGUUUAAUUUGCGAUAUGAUUACAUCAGCAAAUGGAAUAAUUCGUUUUUGCGCACCUUGUGAUAGUCAUGAUGGCUGUAAUUCAUCAACAACCAACAGUUUUACAUCGGUAUUAUUAAUUUUAUCGAUUUUAUCAUCUUUUUAUUUUUUUGCAAGUCCAAUUAGUCUAAUGAGACCUCAAUAUAUAUAAAAAUUUAAUGAUACCUGUAUUUAGUGUGAUAAAAAAAUGCACAAAAUUUGAAUAAUUAUAUGUUUUAAUAUAAAAAUACAUAAAUUUAUAUACUCAAUGUAUUUGCAACUUGUUUACACAACUUAACAAAUUAAAAAUAAAAAAACAAUUUAAGUGGAGUAAUGAUGACUUUAAAAAUUACU
Aphidius gifuensis is the source of this 844-nucleotide messenger RNA. RefSeq lists its product as uncharacterized. The record is from RefSeq and is a predicted model, not a curated record. NCBI's taxonomy places the organism in Eukaryota, Metazoa, Arthropoda, Insecta, Hymenoptera, Braconidae. Gene Ontology annotation, biological process: sleep; regulation of synaptic transmission, cholinergic; positive regulation of voltage-gated potassium channel activity. The coding region runs from base 105 to 662 and encodes 185 amino acids. The transcript is spliced from 4 exons.